Penicillium samsonianum is the source of this 1542-nucleotide messenger RNA. RefSeq lists its product as uncharacterized. The transcript has 4 exons. Gene Ontology annotation, molecular function: transmembrane transporter activity. Gene Ontology annotation, biological process: transmembrane transport. Bases 1 to 1542 code for a protein of 513 amino acids. The record is from RefSeq and is a predicted model, not a curated record. NCBI's taxonomy places the organism in Eukaryota, Fungi, Ascomycota, Eurotiomycetes, Eurotiales, Aspergillaceae.
AUGCCAGGAACUGAAAAACCUGUCUCCUCGGAGCCAGCCAGCAAAGAAGCUACGAACUAUGUCGUCGAAUCCAAAGAUGUGUUCGAUAGUUCCGUCUUUGACCCCGUUUUGGCUAAAAAGCUGGCACUUAUCAACACUGCCAUCGACAAAAUUGGCAUGACUCCAUUCCAAUGGAAGCUUUUCUUCCUCAACGGCUUUGGCUACACGGUUGACUCACUCUUGGUAAUAUGUCAGUCCAUAGCAAUGCCUGCAGUUACCAUGCAAUACGGCAGCCCAGACAAAAGCCUGAAGGGGAUUGCCCUGGCGUCCCAAAUCGGUCUUCUGGUGGGCGCGGCUAUUUGGGGUUUAUCGGCAGAUAUCAUCGGUCGCCGACUUGCUUUCAACUCUUCCUUGUUACUGGCGGCGAUAUUUACAAUUAUCGCGGGUGGGAUGCCCGGAUACAUUUCGUUCGCGACAUUGGUUGCGCUCUACUCCGCGGCCGUUGGCGGGAAUUACAUCCUGGACUCGGUUACUCUCCUGGAAUUUCUGCCCGCGAAUAAAUCCUGGCUGGUGACCUUCAUGUCCAUUUGGUGGGCAGUGGGAUACACCAUUACAGGCCUGCUUGCAUGGGCAUUUAUGAGCAACUACACAUGUUCCUCUUCUGCUGCGCUAGGGACAUGUGCCUACCAAGACAAUAUGGGAUGGCGGUACUUGCAUUUCACCAUUGGUGGCGUUACGCUCGUGUUGAGCUUAUUGCGAGUCCUUUUAAUUCGCAUCGUGCAAACGCCUCGAUGGCUUGUUUCUCAAAAUCGUGAUGAAGAGGUAAUACAGUUCUUGAGAGAUUUGUCGGUAAAAUAUAACCGACAAUUUGAUCUUACUCUGGAAGAACUCCGCAGCGAAGGGGAUGUGAAGAACACGGAAAAGUCAGUCUGGUCCGUGGUCCGGAUCAAGGCACACUUCAGUGGUCUCUUUCGAACCAAGCGGUUGACUUGGUCAUUCUUGGUGAUCAUGCUCAACUGGUUCGUGAUUGGGAUUGUCAGCCCUUUGUAUCAUGUUUUCCUUCCAUAUUAUCUCAAAUCCCAGGGAGUGAAAGUCAAUAGCAGCUCCAACUAUCUUACUUGGAGAAACUAUGCCAUCAAUCAAGUCGUUGGCCUGGUUGGUCCUGUCAUUGCUGGAGUUUUGGUUGAAACCAAACUGUUUGGCCGUCGAGGCACCAUGGCUUUGGGCGCACUCUUGACCAUGGUUUUACAGUUUGGGUAUACCCAAAUUAAGACCCCAGCCCAAAACGUCGGCGUGUCUGCUGCCAUAUCUGCUGCGACGAAUAUUUAUUAUGGAACUAUGUAUGCGUACACUCCGGAGAUUUUGCCGUCGGCGCACCGCGCCACUGGGUAUGCCAUCUGUGUGAUAUUCAACCGCGUCGGAGGCAUUGUCGGAGUUAUUGUGGGAAGCUACGCGAACGUCGAAACAACCACGCCUCUUUUCGUCUGUGCUGCUCUGUACGCGCUUCUUAUCAUUCUCAGCGUGCUACUGCCUUUCGAAAGUCGCGGGAAGAGAGCGCAAUAG